AUGCCCCUCGAAGUCCCCUCCAAGACCUUCACGCGCGCCGAGGUCGCGAAGCACAACACCGAAGAUAGCACAUGGUUCAUCAUUGACGCCGUGGUCUAUGAUGUGUCCGACUUUCUAGACGCCCAUCCGGGUGGUGAGGCGGUGCUGCGGCAGGUCGCCGGGACAGAUGCGACGGUGGCCUUCUACAACCUGCACCGGCACGAAGUGUUGCAGAAGUACUCGGACCUAGCCAUCGGCACCAUUGAGGGCGAGAAGCAGUCCAUCAUCACCCCCAAGCUCGGCGAACUGUCGCCCGUCCCCUACGCUGAGCCGCUAUGGCUCACGCCGCAGUUCAAGUCGCCCUACUUCAACGACAGCCACCGCCGCCUGCAGCGGGCCAUGCGCGAAUUCACCGAUACCUACAUCACGCCCGAAGCCCUGGAAAAGGAGCGCUCCGGCGAGUAUGUCAGCCAAGAGCUCAUCGACCGCAUGUCACAAGCAGGCCUAUUGCACAUGCGGAUGGGACCAGGGAAGCACCUACACGGCGUCAACCUGCUCAACGGCGCCGUGGACGGUAAGGAGUUCGACUACUUCCAUGACAUGAUCUGCGCGCAGGAACAAGUCCGCGCCGCCUGCCGUGGCUUCCAGGACGGCAACCUGGCCGGCAUGGUGAUCGGCCUCACCUGCAUCCUCAACUUCUGCAACAACCCGGAGCUGCAAAAGCGCGUCACCAACGAGGUCUUCUCGGGCAAGAAGAAGAUCUGUCUCGCCAUCACCGAGGCUUUCGCCGGCUCCGACGUCGCCGGUCUCCGCACGACGGCCACCAAGACCUCCGACGGCAAGCACUACAUUGUGAACGGCACCAAGAAAUGGAUCACCAACGGCGUCUUCUCCGACUACUUCGUCACGGGCGUCAAUACGGGCAAGGGGCUCAGCGUGCUGCUGAUCGAGCGCAGCGAGGGCGUCGAGACCAAGCCCAUCAAGACGUCGUACUCCCCCGCGGCCGGCACGACCUACAUCACCUUCGACAACGUCAAGGUCCCCGCUGAGAACCUCCUCGGCGAGGAGAACAAGGGCAUCUACGUGAUCCUGUCCAACUUCAACCACGAGCGCUGGACCAUGGCGUGCGCCACGAUCCGGUACAUGCGGCUGGUGGUCGAGGAGUCCCUCAAGUGGGCACACCAGCGCCUCGUCUUCCGGAAGCGGCUGAUCGACCAGCCCGUGAUCCGGCAGAAGCUGGCCAAGAUGAUCGCGCUGUGCGAGUCGCACCAGUCGUGGCUCGAGACCAUCACGUACCAGAUGUGUCACAUGCCCUACUCGCAGCAAGCGAAACAUCUUGGCGGACCCAUCGCGCUGCUGAAGAUGAGCGCCACCCGGGCGGCGCAUGAGAUUGCUGACGAGGCCGUGCAGAUUUGGGGAGGUCGUGGACUGACCCAGACUGGGAUGGGGAGGGUCAUUGAGAACUUCAACCGGACCUACAAGUUUGAUGCGAUCCUGGGCGGUGCGGAGGAAGUACUGGGUGAUCUGGGUGUGAGGCAGGCCAUGAAAUUCAUGCCGAAGGCGGUGCUCUGA
Messenger RNA from Chaetomium strumarium, 1551 nucleotides. RefSeq names its product acyl-CoA dehydrogenase/oxidase. Gene Ontology annotation, molecular function: flavin adenine dinucleotide binding; acyl-CoA dehydrogenase activity; heme binding. NCBI's taxonomy places the organism in Eukaryota, Fungi, Ascomycota, Sordariomycetes, Sordariales, Chaetomiaceae. Bases 1 to 1551 code for a protein of 516 amino acids. Gene Ontology annotation, biological process: fatty acid beta-oxidation using acyl-CoA dehydrogenase. Gene Ontology annotation, cellular component: cytoplasm. The record is from RefSeq and is a predicted model, not a curated record. The transcript has a single exon.